AUGUCGCUUACUCGUAGCCUACUCAACGACUUCCGUCCCCUCUUCCGCAUGAUCGAAGACCCAUUCUUCUCAUCGCCCUCUGUAUUUCCCCGCUACGCCCGUUCCGACGCCUGGCAGCCAUUCGCUGCCCUUCAACGCCAGGCCGCCGUCGAAGUGACCGAGGAUGGUAACGACGUCGUCGUUCAUGCGGAGAUGCCGGGAGUGAAGAAGGAGAACCUGGACGUGCACCUGUCGAACGACGGGCAGUCCUUGACCAUUGAGGGACACGUCCACCGCAUCUCCCAGGCGUCUGCUACUCCCGCCGCCGAUUCCGCCAACCAGACCACGACCGACAACUCUGCUUCCACUGCCGUCGCCGAGGGCUCCUCACAAGACGUAGUCAAGUCGUCGGACUCGAGCUCCGCCCUAGCGUCGACCUCGGGGCAGUCGGAGUUCCGGUCGUCGUUCACGCGCACGCUCUGGCUUCCUGAGCCGGUAGACGGCAAGCGGGCGUCUGCGCAGCUGAACGACGGGAUCCUGACGCUGAGGAUACCCAAGCGCGAACAUCCUGCUCCCGAGAAAAUCGUCAUAAACUAA
Molecule: messenger RNA, 576 nt
Organism: Rhizoctonia solani
Lineage: Eukaryota; Fungi; Basidiomycota; Agaricomycetes; Cantharellales; Ceratobasidiaceae
Product: heat shock protein HSP20 family protein
Exons: 2
Coding region: 1-576 (191 amino acids)
Biological process (GO): protein complex oligomerization; protein folding; response to hydrogen peroxide
Source: RefSeq, a predicted model, not a curated record